AUGAAGAACUCCGGCUUGAUCAUCCUCAGCGCCAUCGCAGUGCUGGUCGGCACAGCGUCAGCCGCAAACAUGGAUCUCACUUUGAUUUUCGCCCAGAGUAAGAAUGAGAAGCAGCCACAAGAUAGCUGUAUUAAAAUCAGCUUCCCUGGCUUCUUGAACAUUGGAAAGUGUUCCGUCGCUGGCAUAUCGUCCCUCACCCUUGGAUCUCAGUUGUCUCUACUCUCCGGACUCAUCACUUACGUUGCUUCAAGAAUACCAUUCAUCGGACCAAUCAUCACAGGGGUCUUGAGACUGUGCACCGGAACAAAUCCCCUGCCCGGCUGCAACAUCAUUCAAAUGGGAAACAACUCGGUUUGCCAGGAUCCAAUUACGUUCAGCUUCCCAAGUGUUCUGGGUGUCGAAAAGUGCACCAAUAACCUAACUCAAGUGUGUCAGAAUGGGCAACCAGCGACGGCUAGCGUUGUCCAGGGAUUUUUCAGCUCACUUACGUGCCUGGCCGGGGUUGUUCUCAACACCAGCCCCGGUGGAGCCAUAUCCAGCAUCAUCUGCACCAUAUUCAACAUCAUUCAAACCUCGACGGGCGGGAAUACUAUUAUUGGUGCCGCUUUGGCCUUCAUCGAGUUGUUCUUUCAAGUAUCAUGUAUGAAUUUCUAUUUUUUAAGCCUUGACAUGAGUAAAAAUACGACAGAGAAAUGCAAAUGA
Molecule: messenger RNA, 702 nt
Organism: Ixodes scapularis (black-legged tick)
Lineage: Eukaryota; Metazoa; Arthropoda; Arachnida; Ixodida; Ixodidae
Exons: 8
Coding region: 1-702 (233 amino acids)
Source: RefSeq, a predicted model, not a curated record